GAUACGUUUCAAUAGACAGUUGAAUGUUUACAAGGUUAGUAGGAUUGUGAAUUCCGUCACGGUUACAUCGAAGUGAAAAAUCAAGGAAGCUGAUUUCAACAGAAUACAUUGUUCUUAGAUGGUUCUGCUGCUGAAAGUCCUUAAGUUGCAGUUGAAAUUUCAAACACAAAAUGGAUCGUUGGGAGGGCAAAGUUGCUAUAGUAACAGGAGCCAGUGCGGGAAUUGGGGCGGCUAUCUCGAAAUCUCUCGUUGAGGCCGGUGUACACGUUGUCGGUAUAGCACGCCGGGUUGAAAAAAUCGAAGAUUUAUCCAAGACAUUGUGUGACCAACCUGGAAAGCUUUACCCCCUCAGAUGCGACAUCACAAAAGAAGAGGACAUCCUCAAAGCUUUUCGUUGGAUAACGGAGAAUGUCGGACCUAUUCAUAUCCUCGUGAACAAUGCUGGUCUUACACGUCCAACUAGUUUAGUGGAUGGAGCAUCCGAAGAUUGGCGUCGAAUAUUCGAGAUAAACGUGAUGGCCCUUUGUAUCUGCAAUCGUGAAGCCAUCAAGAUCAUGAGAAAUCACAAUAUCGCCGGUCAUAUCAUCCUCAUGAACAGCAUAGCCGGCCACUAUGUUCCCAACAUGCCUGUACCAAAUUUAAAUGUAUAUCCUGCUUCUAAGUUUGCUGUUACAGCCCUCACGGAGAGUUUGAGACAAGAAUUGAGAUUUAAUGAGACAGCGAUAAAAGUAACGAGUAUAAGUCCAGGGUUAGUUAAAACAGAAUUCCUAGGCGGUUUACCAGACGAUGCAACGAAGGAAUCUUUGGAAACUAUGCCUAUUCUGAAACCAGAAGACAUCUCUCAGGCUGUUUUAUAUGUCUUAUCUACUGGUCCAACAGUACAUGUUCAAGAACUGACUAUUCGUCCUCUGGGAGAAAUGUUUUGAAGUUACACUACCAAAACGUUAUACCAUCUAAAGUUUCAUUAAUGAAGUGGUCUCAAACUUUCAAGUGAAAGAGUUCAUAUCAUAAAUAAUUUGCAGUAUUGAAUGUGUUCAAUAAUACAAUUUACUAGUUUAUAACAUUUCUCCAGGAAAACACACGUUGACCUAUACUUCCAAGGAAUUACUUAGGUUUCUAGUUAUACCUAGAUAUUUAUCAUUAAACUAAGUUUUCACAAGUUUGGCAUACCACGAAGUGAAUUUUUCUCUUCAAUACACUAUUUCUUAAAACA
This is a messenger RNA of Leptinotarsa decemlineata (Colorado potato beetle), 1213 nucleotides long. RefSeq names its product farnesol dehydrogenase. The record is from RefSeq and is a predicted model, not a curated record. Lineage: Eukaryota; Metazoa; Arthropoda; Insecta; Coleoptera; Chrysomelidae.